Botrytis fragariae is the source of this 630-nucleotide messenger RNA. RefSeq names its product putative nad-p-binding protein. The transcript has a single exon. NCBI's taxonomy places the organism in Eukaryota, Fungi, Ascomycota, Leotiomycetes, Helotiales, Sclerotiniaceae. The record is from RefSeq and is a predicted model, not a curated record. Bases 1 to 630 code for a protein of 209 amino acids. Gene Ontology annotation, molecular function: oxidoreductase activity, acting on the CH-OH group of donors, NAD or NADP as acceptor.
AUGGAUUCUACUACCACAGGGAAGCUCACGCUGGAUGUUUCAGAUGAGAAAAAUGUUGCCUCCGCCUUCGCUCAGACAGAGCAAUCCUUUGGUCGUCUCGAUAUUCUUGUCAAUAAUGCCGGACGUCUCGAGAAUUGGUUUCCACUCGCUGACACGGAUCCCACUUCUUGGUGGGCGACUUGGGAGGUCAAUGUGAAGGGGAAAUAUCUGAUGAUGCGAGCCUUCCUUCCGCUACUCCUCAGAGGUGGCCAGAAGACAAUUAUCAAUAUCAACUCGAUCGGGACGCACCUCUGCCGGGCGGGUGCUUCGGCCUACCAGAUGGGGAAAAUGGCGAUAUGUCGUUUGACGGAAUUCACCAGCGUCGAGUACGGGGGACAAGGAGUUGUGGCAAUAGUCGUUGAUCCUGGAGCCGUCGACACUGGACUCAUCAAGGCCUUACCUGCCCAGUCUCAUGCGAAUUUGGUCGAUGCGCCUGAGUUGGCGGCCGAUACGAUCGUAUGGUUGACCCGAGGAAAGCAGGAAUGGCUCAAUGGGCGAUAUAUAAGCGCCAAUUGGGACAUGGAAGAGAUCAUGUCUCGGAAGGACGAGAUUAUGGAGGGAAAUAAAUUGAGGGUCAGGUUGGUUCUAUAA